AUGGCAGCAACGACUGUCACAACCGAGGCCUGGGCUCGCUGCCAUUGCAGCGAUUUAUGGGGUUUAAUGCAAAAUGUUGCUGAUUACGGCUUGGAAAACGGAGGGAUAGUCCAACUUUGGGCAGGACCUAUCAUAGCUUAUGGACCCACGUGGAGGAUACACAAUAAACUACUAAGUCCAUCGUUCAACCAACAAGUAUUAAACACGUUUCUACCUGAAAUGAAUGUACAGGCUCGAAAUAUGGUCUCACAAAUGACUACUGUGGCUGGAAAGGGACCAGUUGACAUCAAGGAAUUUAUAACUCAAUAUAUACUAAGAUCAGUUUGUCGAACUUCACUGGGAUUAGAAUCUAAAGAUCAAGAUAUAAUCGACAACGGUUACGCGAAAGCGCUAGAAGAAAUCUUCAGAAUUGUAUGCUACCGUGCUUUAAAUGUGGAUGUAUAUCUUUCAUGUAUUUACUACUGGACGUCAAUGGGAAGAAGAGAAUUGGAACUAGUCAAAGUCGUUAAGAAAAUGAUAAAUCCUAUAAUUCAAAAACGCAAAUCUGAAUUAAAACCUACAAAUAUUGAUAAUUACGAUAGUUCAACAACAGGUAAAUUCAAACCUACGCUAGAUUUGAUGCUGGAUUUGUCUAAUGAACAAAACGUCCUCUCCGAUGAUGAUAUUAGGGCGCAUCUGAAUACUUUCGUAGCAGCUUCUUAUGACACAACUUCAGCAGUAUUGCAUAAUGCGCUGAUGGUGCUUGGAUCAUAUCCUAAUGUGCAGGAACGAGUUUAUGAAGAGCUUCAAGACGUUUUUCAAAAUAAUGAUGAGUUGACGAAAUACGAUAUGUCUAAACUUGUUUACUUAGAAGCUGUGCUAAAGGAGGUAUUGAGGGUAUAUGUCGCAGCUCCAUUGGUGGCGAGAAAAAUUGAUGCCGAUAUUGUACUGCCGAAAUAUACAUUGAGAGCGGGAAGUAUAUGUGUCGUAUCAAUAUAUGGCCUUCACCGUCACCCCUCCUGGGGACCAGACGCGAAGGAAUUCAAACCGGAGCGAUGGCUGAAUCCCGAUACAUUACCUACGAACCCCAACGUAUACGCUCCGUUCAGUUUUGGCAAGCGAAACUGUAUUGGUAUGAUCACUUGA
Spodoptera litura is the source of this 1125-nucleotide messenger RNA. The record is from RefSeq and is a predicted model, not a curated record. NCBI's taxonomy places the organism in Eukaryota, Metazoa, Arthropoda, Insecta, Lepidoptera, Noctuidae.